AAAAAUCCAUAAGCGAAUUCCCUCCCACUUUCCAGUUUCUUUCUCUGCCUUUAUUUUUUUGGGGAGAAAAUUUUAUAUCUGAAUUUCUGCCAAAAAAAGAAAAGAAAAAAGAAGAUGGAUUCAGACAUGGCCAUUGAAGAUUUCGAAUUAGAAGAGGAGGACCCGUUUCUCAGAUUCAUCGAAUAUGCCAGAUCCAUAAUAUACCCUGAAGAAGAAGAAGAGCAAGACCAAGAUAUGGAUCCCAAAAUUCGAAAUAAAGCAGAGACCAAACGACCCAGCUGGAAUUGGAUUGCUUCUCGGAUCCUCAAGACUUGUACUGCUUAUUCCAGUGGUGUUACCCCUGCGAUUCUUCUCUCCGAUAUCUCUCAGGCGUGGAGUGAGCAACAUAGAGAUGGGACCACUAAGAAGAGGCCUGAAUGUAUCAACCAGUUGAGGAAGAAACAUAGAAGAUCAAAGCUUCCAAACACUGUCUUGAUUGACUCCAUUUAUGAAAAAAAUUUCUUGUCUUUGAGUAGUGUUUUGGAAGCUAUUGUUGUCGAUGCUUAUUUUCUCCCAGGUACGGACAUCUACAUGCUUAAGUUGGGGGAUAUUUGGAGUUCGAAUACUAUUGAUCUUUAUCUCCACCGCAGAUAUUAUGACCUGGCCGAUCCUACGAAUGGGAUAUUGAAGAAAGGAAGGGAAAUUCUUCUCACUGGAUGCUAUCUUCGUACUGCUGCUGAAGGAUCUUGUUAUCCACGGCUUUUGCCAACAGACUAUUUGGUGAUUUUGUUGGAUGAGGAUGAGGAUGAUGAUGCAAUGCUGCUAGCGGCUCAGUUUUGUUCAGAUUCAUUCUCUUCUAUUUCUCUCGAUAAAGUCAACAGAGGAGUUCCUUAUUCAUUUUAUGCAAGGAUUGAAUCUAUUGGGUCACUGGAAAUUCAUGGAAAGAUUGAUAGUGUACAGAAGAAACAAAUCACUCUUGUUGACAAUGAUCAUAAUAAAUUAAAGUUCUUGUUGUGGGGCGAGCAGGUUCUGCUGGCUAAUCUUUUCAGCAUUGGAAGUAUGCUUGCGCUUGAUAGGCCAUAUAUUGCAACUUCUCUAGAUGGUGCAGUUGAAGCAAGUGCUGAAAUCUGUCUCGAGUAUGGUAGCGCAACGCAAUUAUAUUUGGUUCCUUUCGUUCAGCAUGAGGAACAAAUUUCUAUAACUUUGACACAAAAUCGAUAUCAAGGAUCAGGACCGCUAUGUACAGUACAUCCCAGUACAGGCCCCAAAUUUUCUCAAGUUUCCUUGCCGCGAGAUUCCCAAGGGUCAAUUGACUUCAGUAAUUAUCCUUUUCAACCAUUUGUUACUGACCUUCAAGACAAGAUGACUGGCAUUAGCCUCUAUGGCGUUGUCACCAAUAUUAUGAAAGAAAGAGGAACUACACAAGCUGUUUUCAUUCUGAGAAUCGAAGAUGCUACUGGAGAAAUUUUGGCUAAGCUACAUUUUGCCAAAUCUUGGUCACUGGGAAGAUUAAGUCUUGGCCACACAGUGUACAUAUCUGGCCUGACAUGCUCUAUGACAAAGCAGAAUUGUCUAGAAGCAUUAUGGUUUGAAAAUGAUGUUGGAGCUUCUUUUGUCAACCUCAGUUCCAUGCCAGCUUUGUUAAACUCAUCCUGUCUUCAAAAGUUGUCGAAUCUUUCCAAUUUAUCUAAACAAACCAGCUGUCCACAGAUAGUUCAGGUUUGGCUUCAAAUGGCACAUUGUCAUGUCGAUACAAGAUUUUCACAUUCCAUCUGUGGUCAUUUUAUCAGCAACACAACUGCUGGAGUUUCAGAAUGCAGCUUCUGUCAUCAAACUUUCGAUACUGAAGUUGUCCGAAGUUUCUACCUAAAAAUCACUCUUGCAGAUGAGCGUGGGAAAGUUUUUGCUUGGUCUACUGGUCCAGCUGCAACUGAAUUGUUACAAAUAUCUCCCAACGAAUUCUAUGAGCUCCCUGAGGAAGAACAAGUUAUGUAUCCAUCUUCAUUAGAGAAUGAGAGGUUCAUGGUUGCAUUAGUUAAUUGCAAGAGGCAAAUUUCUGGAGUCAAUGAUGGUUUUCUGCUUGAAGGUGAUGCAAUUUCAUGGGAGAUUACUUGUGCAUUAAAAUGUGAAUAAUGUUGAGCUGCUGAAAAGAUGUUUUGAAUUAUCAAAAUAUACAUACAUAAAUAUUUUUUUGGUCGGGAAAUUCGAACUCAUAUUUGUUAAAUGAAAUUUGGCAAAGCUACUGGGACUGUUCCUACCCGAAGUAUUAAUAUUAUAUAUACAUAUAUACAUAUAUACAUAUAUACAUAUAUAUAUAUAUUCAAAAUUUUGGAAA
Ziziphus jujuba (common jujube) is the source of this 2314-nucleotide messenger RNA. RefSeq lists its product as uncharacterized. NCBI's taxonomy places the organism in Eukaryota, Viridiplantae, Streptophyta, Magnoliopsida, Rosales, Rhamnaceae. The record is from RefSeq and is a predicted model, not a curated record. The coding region runs from base 115 to 2112 and encodes 665 amino acids. The transcript has 13 exons.